Eurypyga helias (sunbittern) is the source of this 374-nucleotide messenger RNA. Its product is annotated as MORC family CW-type zinc finger protein 3-like. Gene Ontology annotation, molecular function: ATP hydrolysis activity. Lineage: Eukaryota; Metazoa; Chordata; Aves; Eurypygiformes; Eurypygidae. The annotation marks the transcript as partial. The record is from RefSeq and is a predicted model, not a curated record. The transcript is spliced from 2 exons. Gene Ontology annotation, cellular component: nucleus; PML body.
AUAAUGCUUAUGAUCCAGAUGUGAGUGCUAAACAGAUAUGGAUAGACAAAACAGUGAUAAAUGACAACAUAUGCUUGACGUUCACUGACAAUGGAAAUGGUAUGAACUCAGAGAAGCUGCACAAAAUGCUAAGCUUUGGCUUCAGUGAGAAAUCGGUGAUGAAUGGCCGUGUUCCAGUGGGACUGUAUGGAAAUGGAUUUAAAUCGGGGUCCAUGCGCCUGGGAAAAGAUGCAAUAGUCUUCACAAAGAAUGGAGAAACCAUGAGUGUGGGCCUGUUAUCUCAGACUUUCCUUGAGGUCACAAAAGCAGAACAUGUUGUGGUUCCUAUAGUGACGUUCAACAACCAACAUAUCCUUUCAGCUAUUUCUGGAUGA